AUGGCGGCGCCGCUCGGGCCGCGCUCCGGCGGCUGCCGGGGCCGCCUGUGGCGCGGCGUCGGCGGGCCUGGCCGCGCGCUGCGCCCGUCGCCGGCAGGUGUGCAACGGCGGACCCGCCGGGGCCGCCCGUUCCGCGGCCGGCUGCGGCGCGAAGUUGGCGGCCGCCCCGAGAACUUCGGGCGCCUCCUGCCCGCCGGGCGCCGGCUGCGCGGCGCGGGCUCCGGGCCGUCCCAAGGGCGGCGGGCGGGUGGCCGGCAGGAGGCGCCCCUCGGACCCGCGGCGGGCGGGGGCGGGGGCGGCGCGCGGCGACCCGCGUCCUCCGGACCGCGGGUCCCUCUGCUGCCCGCUGAUGGGGACGGGGUCCCACGGCGCCCCCGGCCGGCCGUGCCCCGGUCGCCCCGAGCCGGGCCGGGCGGCGGAUUUUUAGACCCUGAGGAGCAAUUGGAGCUAAUCCACAUCGUGGAAAUGGAAACCACCGAACCUCAGCCAGACUGUGUAGUGCAGCCUCCCUCUCCUCCUGAUGACUUUUCAUGCCAAAUGAGACUGUCUGAGAAGAUCACUCCAUUGAAGACUUGUUUUAAGAAAAAGCCGGAUCAGAAGAGAUUGGGAACUGGAACCCUGAGGUCUUUGAGACCAAUAUUAAACACUUUGCUAGAAUCUGGAUCACUCGAUGGGGUUUUUAGAUCUAGAGACCAGAGUAGAGAUGAGAGCAGUUUACAUGAACCUAUGGUGAAAAAACCCCUGGAAAUUAAUCCAUCGUGUCCAACAGCAGAAAACAAUGUGUCUGUCCUGAUUGCUGAUGGGACAAAUGUUGGGGGCCAAAUGCCAGAAGCCCAUCCUUCCCCUGAUGCUCCAGAACAAGUGGUUCCAAUUCAGGAUCACAGUUUUCCACCAGAAACCAUCAGUGGGACAGUAGCUGAUUCGACAGCAGGGCACUUCCAGACUGACCUUUUGCAUCCAGUUUCAAGUGAUAUUCCUACUAGCCCAGACUGCGUAGACAAAGUCAUGGAUUAUGUUCCAGGGGUUUUCCAAGACAACAGUUUUACAAUCCAGUACAUUUUGGACACCAGUGAUAAGUUGAGUACUGAGCUCUUCCAGGACAAGAGUGAGGAAGCUUCCCUUGACCUUGUGUUUGAGCUGGUAAACCAGCUACAGUACCACACUCACCAAGAGAAUGGAAUUGAAAUUUGCAUGGAGUUUCUGCAAGGCACUUGCAUUUAUGGCAGGGAUUGUUUGAAGCAUCACACGGUUUUGCCGUAUCAUUGGCAGAUCAAGAGGACAACUACUCAGAAGUGGCAGAGUGUAUCCAAUGAUUCUCAGGAGCACUUGGAAAGAUUUUAUUGUAACCCAGAAAAUGAUAGGAUGAGAAUAAAGUAUGGAGGACAAGAAUUUUGGGCAGAUUUGAAUGCCAUGAAUGUGUAUGAAACAGCUGAAUUUGACCAACUACGAAGGCUGUCCACACCACCCUCUUGCAAUGUCAACUCUGUUUACAACACAGUUUGGAAAUUCUUCUGUAGAGAUCACUUUGGAUGGAGAGAAUAUCCUGAGUCUGUUAUUCGACUGAUCGAAGAAGCCAACUCUCGGGGUCUGAAAGAGGUUCGAUUUAUGAUGUGGAACAACCACUACAUUCUCCAUAAUUCAUUCUUCAGGAGAGAAGUAAAAAGGAGACCACUCUUCCGCUCCUGUUUUAUUCUGCUACCAUAUUUACAGACACUUGGUGGAGUUCCCACUCAGGCUCCUCCACCUCUUGAAACAAGUUCAUCAUCACAAAUCAUCUGUCCAGAUGGGGUCACCUCAGCAAACUUUUACCCUGAAACUUGGAUUUAUAUGCAUCCAUCUCAGGACUUCAUUCAAGUGCCUGUUUCUGCAGAGGACAAAAGUUACCGAAUCAUUUACAAUCUUUUUCAUAAGACUGUGCCUGAAUUUAAAUAUAGAAUUUUGCAAAUAUUAAGAGUCCAAAACCAGUUUCUUUGGGAGAAAUAUAAAAGGAAAAAGGAAUAUAUGAACAGGAAAAUGUUCGGCCGUGACAGAAUAAUAAACGAGAGACAUUUAUUUCAUGGAACAUCCCAGGAUGUGGUAGAUGGAAUCUGCAAGCACAACUUUGACCCUCGAGUCUGUGGAAAGCAUGCUACAAUGUUUGGACAAGGCAGUUAUUUUGCAAAGAAGGCAAGCUACUCUCAUAACUUUUCUAAGAAGUCCUCCAAAGGCAUCCAUUUCAUGUUUUUGGCCAAAGUGCUGACUGGCAGAUACACAAUGGGUAGUCAUGGCAUGAGAAGGCCCCCUCCUGUCAAUCCUGGCAGUGUCACCAGUGACCUGUAUGACUCUUGUGUGGAUAAUUUCUUUGAGCCUCAGAUUUUUGUCAUUUUUAAUGAUGAUCAGAGUUAUCCUUAUUUUGUUAUCCAAUAUGAAGAAGUCAGUAACACUGUUUCCAUUUGAAAAAUCUUGGUACUGCAAAAUUAUUUGAUAUGAACUCAAUCCAGCAUUUGUAGCAGGUUUUGAAUGGGUGGGACUGGGUAGGGAACAGCAUUGGACAGUAAUAGGGCAUUUUUCAGACCCAUUUUUUUAAGUGCUAGAAAAUGUAAUUUUUUUUUUUUAAAAGAAAAAACAGAUUUUAAAAUGACCACUUAUUCUUUAAUUAUUACUAAUUGUUAGUGUACUCAGUGUGAAAAAGACUAAAGAUUGCAUACUCUCCAUUCACACUUGUACAUAUAGGCAGCAAUAUCAUUAGAAGCAUCUGAAAGCAGAAAAAAAGAAAAACCAACAGCUUAACUAAUCAAAUGCUGCUUGGGUCUGGUAGAAGUCUGGCCCAGUCAGAUGGAAACAAGUCAGAUGAGCAACGUGAGAAUAAUUUCUUAACACUGAUAAUACUGAUUGGAACUGAUACUAUCAUGCUUAUUUCCAUCCAGAACAUCACAGCUUUGGUGUAGUAUAAGUUCACAAAAUUUUGGUGGCUAGAAAGAAGUUUUUAUUUCUAGCAGCAGAUCUGAAACACAUCAUCCAAUCAGAGACCAUUAAUGACUUUAACUGUUCUGCGGAGUUUGCCUGAGAAUUCAGAGUUCUGUUUAGAGGACAUUUAGGAAAGGGGGAGGGAAAAAAAAAAAAAAAGGAACCGUUUGAAAAUUUCUCACCAGCAAAAUUUCUCACUAACUAGUCAUAUAAAA
Sciurus carolinensis (gray squirrel) is the source of this 3161-nucleotide messenger RNA. RefSeq names its product TCDD inducible poly(ADP-ribose) polymerase (gene Tiparp). NCBI's taxonomy places the organism in Eukaryota, Metazoa, Chordata, Mammalia, Rodentia, Sciuridae. The transcript has 6 exons. The record is from RefSeq and is a predicted model, not a curated record. Gene Ontology annotation, molecular function: NAD+ poly-ADP-ribosyltransferase activity; metal ion binding. Bases 1 to 2436 code for a protein of 811 amino acids.